This is a messenger RNA of Pyricularia grisea, 3552 nucleotides long. RefSeq lists its product as uncharacterized. The record is from RefSeq and is a predicted model, not a curated record. Gene Ontology annotation, cellular component: nucleus; SWI/SNF complex. The transcript has a single exon. The coding region runs from base 1 to 3552 and encodes 1183 amino acids. NCBI's taxonomy places the organism in Eukaryota, Fungi, Ascomycota, Sordariomycetes, Magnaporthales, Pyriculariaceae. Gene Ontology annotation, molecular function: transcription cis-regulatory region binding. Gene Ontology annotation, biological process: regulation of transcription by RNA polymerase II.
AUGAGCUCCUGGAUGAACGACGCCUCCGCCGCUCUCCCCAAUCAUAAUGGCAACGGCUUUACACAUCACGUUAGCGAUCCUUCCCAGUCUUCAGGAGCCAUGAUGGACCCAUCCGCCUAUAUGGCCAAUUCGGGCCAAUUCAAUCCCGCCGCCGCUGCGCAGUUCGCGAACCCUCAACAAAUGCUCGCCAUGCAAAAUGGCAAUAUGCGCAACCAGCCCGGUGGCUUUCCCAACCCGGUUUAUCAAACGAACUCGGUUAUCCCAUCGAAGCGACCUCGACCGCGUGAAGACAGCCUCGCGGGCUCGCCCAGGCCGGCCCCGGGAAUGGCACCCACUUCACGCGCCGAGACGCCUCAGCAAAAUCAUUAUGCGAACUAUCCACCACAACAGCCGCAGCAACAACAACCUCAACAACAGCAAUCUCAACAACAGACGUCACAGCAGCCACAGCAACCACAGCAACCACAACAGCAAACUCCUUCAGGACAACCGUCUCCAUACCCUCAUCUUCAGACAAAUGGGUCGGCUAACGCGACUCCCUCCCCGAUAAUGGCGAACCAAAUGCGACCUGGUAGUGUACCUCAACGGGUGUCAACCGCAUCUCCCCAUCCGUAUUCUCCUGCAGGUCAAAACUUCGGACAUCAAGCGUCACCAGCGCCUUCUGAACAAGGCGGAACACCGCAGCCGAACGCGUACAUGCAGCAAGGGAACUACCCUCCUGCCUUCAAUCAGCAGUUUGCACCAAGCCCGUCCCAAGCGCGACAUACUCAAAGUCCUAUGGCAGGGCAAAUGCCUGGUCAGAUGGGCGGCCCUAUGGGAGGGCAGAUGAUGCCUCAGCCGAUGGGCCAUUUACCACCUCAGGUCGGGCAAAUGUCUCCCCAGCAAAUGAGCCAAAUGGGGAUGAUGGGUCAAAUGCCACAACAUAUGUUUCCAGGUCAAAUGCAACAAAUGAAUCAAAUGCAACAAAUGCAACACUUUCAACAGCUGCAGCAGCAAAUGCCGCAGGCUGCGAGGGACCAACAGAAACUCCUCCAGCAAAUGCAGAUGCAACGUCAAUUCCAGCAGCAGCAGCAACCGCAACAGCAGCACCAGCAGCCACCUAACCAACAUAGACAGCCGCAGCCUCAGCAGCCCCCGCCGCAACAACAACAUCCUCAACAAGUGGCCCAGUCGCCUUCAGUUCAGAAAUCACCUGUUCCGCCAUCCCCCCAGGCUCAGCCGCAAGGUGUGCAGAUGUCUCCCCAGAUGGCCGGCCAAAACCGCAACGUUAUGGCGAGACAGCAAAUGCCCAACGGCCAGAUGCCGCCAGGCGCAAUGCGUCCUCAGCCUGGCCAGCCCAUGCCAUCUCAGCCUGGCAUGCAACGAGGUCCUCCCGGAGCCCCCGAUUUCCUAGAAAAGCUCUCUCAGUUCAUGUCUAAACAAGGACAGCCGCUUGACCCGAACCCAAUCGUCGAGAACCGACCGAUCAGUCUAUGGAAUCUCAGGCAAGCCGUUGGCAAGCAUGGUGGGUACCGAAACGUGACGCAGAGCAAUCUGUGGCCCAAUGUAUCAAACGCGCUGGGUAUGCAUCCCGUGCAGUUCCAGAUGGCGCCGGCACAACUGCGACAGAUAUAUGAGAGGAACUUGCUCAGGUUCGACGAUUACAUGGCCCAAGGCCGGGCGAAGCAAAUGCAACAGGCGCAACAGUCACAGCAACAUCCAGGUAUGCCUGGACACGCCCAGACCCCCGGCACACCGACGAAACCCGGCAUGCCUGGGCAGAUGCCGCCAGGCUCAGUCAUGAACCAACCGGGUCAGCCGCCUCACUUGGUGCAGGGACAGCCGCCGGCCCCAGCGAAGCAGGGGCAACCGCCCAUGAUGAAUGGCUUCUCAAGCACCUCUGUGCAGCCCCAGCCACACCCAGCUGCGAUGCAGGGCCAUGCCAGGAACAGUCUUUCGCGUAAUAUUCAAGGGACGCCAACCCGCGAUGACCUUGCAGGGCAAUCCCCCAUGUCGGCCAAAGGCGUGAGAUCCUCACUUCCGGGACCUCCGCCUCUCGACCCCAGUCCUAAGAGGGAACCUGUUCCAGCCGAAGAUCCUUCUAUUUAUAGGCCCAUCGUGCGACAAUGGAAGGAAAACGAGUACGCAGGCGUUUACUAUGGCGAAUCCUUUGAGAUUGUCACACAACGGCUGAGAGAGCUCCGGCCAGACGUUCCGCCUCUAGCUGCCUUGGGCAACAUUGAUUUGCAUGCUCUUUGCAGAAGCCUCCAGUCCGGCAUUCGAGCCGAGGUCCGCAUGGCGCUUGAUACACUCGCCACCUUUACCGCAAGUGAAGCUCGCCAGUUUCAAGUUGACCUCAACCAGGCUGGAGAGCUCAUCGAAUGCUUGUUGGAAUGCGCCGAAGAUCAACUUGAUGUCCUGGUCGAUAACACUGUUGAGGUCUCUGACGAGAUCCUAAUCAGUAAUUACGAGGACGUCAUCCGCGCAUGUCACAUCGAGAACUCGACUAUGCACGAUGAGCCUACGCCUGGGUCAGAAGAAUACGAGCUCGAUCGAGCCGUUGAUCGCUUGUUGUGUAUUACUACAAUUAUUCGCAACAUGUCAUUUGGCAUAGUCGAACAGGACGAAGUUCGUACCCGGUCAGUCCUUGCGGAAGAAGAAGUAGUCAAAUUCUUGUGCACCUUGAUACGAUAUCUUGGUACCAGGAACAUGUUACUCCGGACUCAUCGCAACACCCUCGACUUGAUGAAGGAUGUCGUAACUAUCCUUUCCAACAUAUCGACUUGUGUGGAAAUCUCCGAAAGAGAACACGCAUACUGUUUCCUCCAGUUUGCUUUAGCCUUUGCUCCUGCGCCUGCGCCCAACCUCGCCGCCGAUAACCUUUACUUCCCGCCGUAUAACCCUCAGCUUCACACAUAUCUACCGGUGGCCAUCGAAGCCUUUUCGAAGCUCCUAGUCAGCAAAGAACAGAACAGGAGUCAUUUUGCAGCUAUUCUGGCCGGAGACAUGUCACAAUCAAUGCCAUAUGAGCUCCUGACACGUUGCUUUGGCCUGGCUAUAUCAUUGAUACCUGAGCAAAGCCUUGAUGUCACUAGGGCACCGGUUCCCGAGGCGCGAAAGCCUGCGCUGAUGCAAGGUCUGCUAGUAGCGCAAACAAUUCUCAGCCUUGCCCCUGGCCAUGAUUCAGAAAUUGUUCGAGCCUGGCUGUCGAGUGGAUGUGAUUUCCCUCAGAAUCUUCACAGGCUCACAUGGCACAUGUGUCAGCAGUUUGAAUACAUCAAAGAGAAAGUUCAUCAACAGCCGAGGACUGGCCAUGGCCGCAACCGUGCACCUCCUCAACUGCCACAGCAAGCAUACGACUGUCUGUAUCUCGCAGCUUUGAGUUCGUCGAUAUUAAGACGCCUAGCCGAGAAGUCAAGGGAUCCUGCCGAUCCGAAGGGGUCCAUACCGCCCAAAGUUGUGCCAAGCACAGAUUUGGUCUGCGAAUUACUCAAGCUUCCUUCGGAUGAAUGGACAAGGUCUGAUGUUCGUGUUCUGCAACAACUUGUUGCGGCGGCCUCUUUGGAUGAUUAA